Molecule: messenger RNA, 2586 nt
Organism: Ilex paraguariensis (yerba mate)
Lineage: Eukaryota; Viridiplantae; Streptophyta; Magnoliopsida; Aquifoliales; Aquifoliaceae
Source: the annotation of a GenBank genome assembly
CAUUUGAAUCUCCAGAGACUUUCAUCGUCCACGUAUCAAGAUCUGAUAAGCCAACUAUAUUCACCACCCAUCGCCAUUGGUUCUCCUCCAUUAUCGCAUCACUCCCUCCUUCUCACCACCCCUCCAAACUCCUCUACACCUAUCAACGUUCAAUCCACGUAUUCUCCGCAAGCCUCACCGCAGCCCAAGCAAAAGAGCUCCGCCGCAUCUCUGGCGUCCUCUCCGUCAUCCCAGACCGUGUCCGUCACAUCCACACUACUCGCACUCCUCACUUUCUCGGCCUUACCGACUCCUUUGGCUUGUGGCCCAACUCCGAUUACGCCGAUGACGUUAUCAUUGGUGUCCUUGACAGCGGAAUCUGGCCGGAACGCNCUCGGCCUUACCGACUCCUUUGGCUUGUGGCCCAACUCCGAUUACGCCGAUGACGUUAUCAUUGGUGUCCUUGACAGCGGAAUCUGGCCGGAACGCCCAUGUUUCUCCGACACUGGCAUUUCCCCGGUUCCCUCUACUUGGAAAGGCAUUUGCGAGACCGGCCCAAACUUUCCUGAAUCUUCAUGUAAUCGGAAAAUCAUCGGUGCCAGAGCUUAUUACAGAGGCUAUGAAGCUGGACUUGGAAAGCCAAUGGAUGAAAUAAAAUCUCCGAGAGAUACAGAAGGUCAUGGAACUCACACAGCUUCAACAGCUGCUGGAUCUGUGGUUGCUAACGCAAGCUUCUAUCAAUAUGCGAAAGGUGAAGCUAGGGGUAUGGCGUUUAAAGCAAGAAUUGCAGCUUACAAGAUCUGUUGGAGCUCAGGUUGUUACGAUUCGGAUAUAUUAGCUGCGAUGGACCAAGCGAUUACCGAUGGUGUUCACGUGAUCUCUCUGUCUGUUGGAGACACAGAUCAGGCUCCGCUAUAUGAUCACGAUUCCAUAGCAAUCGGAGCUUUCAGAGCCGUAGAACACGGUGUUCUCGUAUCAUGCUCCGCUGGAAUUCCGGUCCCGAUCCCUGAUGUGAUUCUUGGAGAUGGUAGGAUCUUUGGUGGAGUGUCCUUGUAUUCGGGAGAUCCACUAGGAGAAACCAAACUCCCAUUGGUCAACGCCGAGGACUGUGGAAGCAAAUAUUGUUACUCAGGGGAGUUAAAUUCUUCAAAAGUAGCCGGAAAACUUGUUCUCUGCGAUCGUGGAGGCAAUGCGAGAGUAGAGAAAGGAAUUGCCGUGAACCUCGCCGGAGGUGCGGGAAUGAUAGUUGCGAACUUGGCUGACAGUGGCGAAGAACUCAUCGCCGAUGCGCAUCUCAUUCCAGCGACUAUGGUAGGUCAGACCGCAGGUGAUAAAAUCAGAGAUUACAUCGGAUCUGAUUCAUCACCAACGGCGACGAUUGCCUUCAAAGGCACGGUUGUUGGAACAUCACCAUCAGCGCCACGUGUCGCGGCGUUCUCAAGUCGUGGACCGAAUUAUCUGACGGCGGAGAUUCUUAAACCGGAUGUUAUAGCUCCUGGUGUGAAUAUUUUGGCCGGUUGGACCGGAUAUACUGGUCCUACAGAUCUGGACAUCGAUACGCGAAGAGUGAAUUUCAAUAUUAUUUCAGGCACGUCCAUAUCUUGUCCUCAUGUGAGUGGAUUGGCUGCAUUGCUGCGUAAGGCGUACCCCAAGUGGACCCCAGCUGCUAUCAAAUCAGCAUUAAUGACCACGGCUUAUAACGUAGACAACACUGGUAAGUCUAUUAUUGAUAUUGCCACUGGAGAACGAUCAACGCCGUUGGUUCAUGGCGCCGGACACGUGGAACCAAACAAAGCUUUGGAUCCGGGGUUGGUAUAUGAUAUGGGUGUUGGUGAUUACGUGGCAUUUCUUUGCGCCAUUGGAUAUGAUUCCAGGAGAAUAGCCGUGUUUGUGAGAGAUCCUGCUAUGGUGGAUUGUGGUGCACUGAGUUUUGGUAGUCCUGGGAAUCUGAAUUACCCAUCGUUCUCUGUAGUGUUUGAUACUAACAAUCGUGUGGUCAAAUAUAAGAGGGUGGUUAAAAACGUUGGGAGUGUGGUUGAUGUUGUUUAUGAGGUGAAAGUGAGUGAUCCUCCACCGGGGGUUGAGGUUAGUGUAUCGCCAAGGAAGCUGGGGUUUAGUAUAGAAAAUCAGACGUUAUCGUAUGAGAUUACGUUCAGUAGUGUUGAAUUGGAGAGGGUUGGUGACGCAACCGUCUCCAUCUCCAAGUCGGCAUUUGGGUCCAUUGAGUGGACUGAUGGGGUUCAUGUUGUUAGAAGCCCAAUUGCUGUGGAGUGGCGUGAGGAUUCAAAGGUUUUCAUGUAAGGUCCUGGCGAUUUGCUGAAUAAUUUAUUUUUGCUUGACAAGACAAUGAUUGAGAAUUCAGUUGGGGUUGGUGGUUUGGCUAUUGAUAUCUAAUGAUCUGAGCUAGUGUGAGCUUUUCCUUCGUUUUGGAAAGUUAAUCGACCUUGAAUAAUGCAUCUCUUAGCAAUGCCACUUCGGUGACGUAAUGACUUAAACCGUUUCUAUUUUUAGGUGUCGUUGUGAGUUUGAAUGUUUUUUUUAAUAAUAAAAGAAGAGCUUUUAUCUUAACAAUAUAUGUUUAUGAAUUAAUUUACGUUGAAUUUUCUU